AUGGAGAGGUUUCAUAAGUUUGCUCUCCUAGGUUUGGUUAUGUUCCUCGGUCUGAUCGGCUCCCCAACCACGGCCAAUGAAUAUGCUUGUUCGAGUACCGAUCAAACUUUUACCCGUGCCCAUUUUCCUAAGGGUUUCAUUUUUGGUACCUCAACCGCAGCUUUUCAGGUUGAAGGAGCUGUAGAUAAAGGAUGUAGAGGCCCAAGCAUGUGGGACACCUACACUAAGAAAUUUCCACAUAAAUGUAAUUAUCACAAUGCCGACGUUGCUGUCGAUUUCUACCAUCGUUACAAGGAAGAUAUCAAGUUGAUGAAAAGUCUAAACACUGAUGGAUUUAGAUUUUCAAUUGCAUGGCCCAGAAUAUUCCCACAUGGUAGGAUGGAGAAAGGAAUAAGCAAAGCAGGUGUGCAGUUUUACCACGACUUAAUCGAUGAGCUCCUCAAAAAUGAAAUAACACCAUUAGUAACCGUUUUCCAUUGGGACACUCCCCAAGACUUAGAAGAUGAAUACGGUGGCUUCUUAAGCGACCGCAUAAUAAAGGAUUUUACGGAGUACGCAAAUUUCACAUUCCAAGAGUAUGGACACAAAGUAAAGCAUUGGGUCACAAUCAAUGAGCCAUGGGUGUUUAGUCGAGGUGGCUACGACAUCGGGAAAACAGCACCGGGACGAUGUUCUAAGUACAUCAGAGAACAUGGAGACAUGUGUCACGAUGGACGGUCAGGAUACGAAGCCUAUAUCGUUAGUCAUAACUUGCUCUUGGCACAUGCCGAUGCUGUUGAAGCCUUUAGAAAAUGCGAAAAGUGCAAAGGUGGUAAAAUUGGGAUUGCUCAUAGUCCAGCUUGGUUUGAGCCGCACGAGCUCUCGGAAGAUGAGCACGAAACUCCUGCAACUAAUUUGAUUGACUUCAUAUUGGGAUGGCAUUUGAAUCCGACCACGUAUGGAGAUUAUCCACAAUCGAUGAAGGAUCAUGUCGGAGAUCGACUACCAAAAUUUACAGAGGCACAAAAGGAGAAAUUGAAGAAUUCUGCUGAUUUUGUAGGAAUCAAUUACUACACUUCCCUAUUUGCAUUGCAUGACGAAGAGCCAGAUCCUUCGAAACCGAGUUGGCAGAGUGAUUCCCUCAUCGACUGGGAACCAAGGUAUGUGGAUAGAUUCAGUGCUUAUGCUAGCAAGCCUGAUGUCGCUAAAGUGGAAGUCUACGCAAAUAGUUUGAGAAGCCUUUUGAAAUAUAUAAAGGAUAAAUAUGGCAAUCCUGAAAUCAUUAUCACCGAGAAUGGAUACGGAGAGGAUUUAGGCGAGCAAGACACGAGUCUUGUAUUGGCGCUCUCAGAUCACCACAGAACAUACUAUAUCCAGAAGCAUCUUUUGAGCUUGCACCAAUCCAUUUGCGAUGAUAAAGUAAACGUUACAGGGUAUUUUCUUUGGUCAUUGAUGGACAAUUUCGAAUGGCAAGAUGGAUACAACGCGAGAUUCGGACUAUACUACGUUGAUUACAAAAAUAAUUUGACCCGCCACGAAAAAUUAUCUGCCCAGUGGUACUCGAGUUUCCUCCAAGCUGGACUGAAAGAGUUCGAGUUUGAGCAAGAUGAGUUGUAG
Messenger RNA from Eutrema salsugineum, 1596 nucleotides. RefSeq names its product beta-glucosidase 20. The coding region runs from base 1 to 1596 and encodes 531 amino acids. Gene Ontology annotation, biological process: carbohydrate metabolic process. The transcript has 13 exons. The record is from RefSeq and is a predicted model, not a curated record. NCBI's taxonomy places the organism in Eukaryota, Viridiplantae, Streptophyta, Magnoliopsida, Brassicales, Brassicaceae. Gene Ontology annotation, molecular function: beta-glucosidase activity.